AUGGACCCUGGUGAAAAUUGGAAGCUGGAUGAAACCAACUGGUUGUCUCACAGUGGGAUCCAUUCCUUUGCCAGUGUGAAAGGAGACAAUGAGCUCUCCGAAGGUGCCCCAGCCCUCUUUGCUUUGGAUCAGCUGGGCUCCACAUCUGUUUGUUACAAGCCUACCAGCCCAGUCCAGGUACUGGAAGACACUGGCUUUCUUUACCAGGAUCACCAGUUGUUUGCUGGCAGGCAUGAAGUUUCUCCACUAACAGCUGAAGCAAUCAGUGCCAAAGAAAAAGCUGUUUAUGGCGCGUCCAGCCAGAAGUCCCGGACGGAGGGGAGGCCGACGGUGAACCGGGCCAACAGCGGGCAGGCGCAUAAGGACGAGGCGCUGAAGGAGCUGAAGCAGGGCCACGUCCGCUCGCUGAGCGAGAGGAUCAUGCAGCUCUCCCUGGAGAGGAACGGGGCCAAGCAGCACCCCCCGGCCCCUGCGGCGGGGGAGGGGUUCACAGCACCACCACCCCCGACGCCGCCAGGCCAGCAGCUGACGCCCGACGCCUUUGCCAUCGUGGAGCGGGCACAGCAGAUGGUGGAGAUGCUCUCCGAGGAGAACCACGUGCUGCGGCAGGAGCUGGAGGGGUACUACGAGAAGGCAGACAAGCUGCAGAAGUUUGAAAUAGAGAUUCAGAGGAUUUCAGAAGCUUAUGAGGGAUUGGUCAAGACCACCACUAAGAGGGAGUCCCUGGACAAAGCGAUGAGAAACAAACUCGAAGGAGAAAUUAGGAGACUUCAUGACUUCAACAGGGAUCUCCGUGAGCGACUGGAGACGGCCAACAGGCAGCUGGCCAGCAGAGACUUUGAUGGGCAUGAGGAUAAGUCAACAGAGGGCCUUUAUGUCACUCAGAACAAAGAGCACUUGAAGGAGAAGGAGAAGUUGGAGAUGGAGCUGGCAGCUGUGCGCUCUGCCAAUGAGGACCAGCGGAGGCACAUUGAAAUCCUCGACCAGGCCCUAAACAACGCGCAAGCCAAGGUCAUCAAACUGGAAGAGGAGCUGCGCAGGAAGCAGGCCUACGUGGAGAAGGUGGAGAAGCUGCAGCAGGCGCUGACGCAGCUGCAGGCAGCCUGCGAGAAGAGGGAGCAGAUGGAGCGGCGGCUGCGCACGCGCCUGGAGCGGGAGCUGGACUCGCUGCGGAUGCAGCAGAGGCAGGGCAGCUACCAGGCAAGCAGCCUCCCAGAGCACAAUGCCCCAGCCCUGAUGGAGCUGGUGCGGGAGAAGGAGGAGAGGAUCCUGGCCCUGGAAGCCGACAUGACCAAGUGGGAGCAGAAGUACCUGGAGGAGAGUACGAUCAGACACUUUGCCAUGAAUGCCGCAGCCACAGCUGCAACGGAGAGGGAUGCCUCGGCCCCGAGCCACUCGCGCAACGGCAGCUACGGCGAGAGCGCACUGGAGAUGCGGGGUUGGCAGGAGGAGGAGGAGAUCGUGCAAGCCAACCGGCGCUGCCAGGACAUGGAGUACACAAUAAAGAAUCUCCAUGCAAAAAUAAUUGAGAAGGAUGCCAUGAUCAAGGUCCUUCAGCAACGGUCACGGAAGGAUCCCGUGAAAGCCGACAGCGCCAGCCUGCGACCAGCCCGGUCUGUCCCCUCCAUCGCUGCUGCUACGGGCGCGCAUUCGCGCCAGACCUCGCUCACCAGCAACCAGAUAGCUGAGGAGAAGAAGGAAGAGAAGAUCUGGAAGGGAAGCAUAGGGCUGCUCUUGGGGAAGGAACACCACGACCACCCAUCAGGACCCAUGCUGCCUCCUCCGCUGCCCUCUUUGUCCUGCAUGCCCAUCCCAGCACCGGUGGCCUCCCACACGAAGACGGGCAGCAAAGACAGCAGCACCCAGACGGACAAAAGUGCCGAGCUCUUCUGGCCUGCCGCCGCCUCCUUCCCCGGCCGUGGACGGCUGGGUACCACCCCUUUGCACAGCCCAGCCCCACGGCCCCUGGGGACACGAAUGGCCGGCGAGAAACUGGAGAACUCAAGCCAUGGGAAGCUGCCCGACAGCAAAGGCAGAGUGAGCAGCUUGCUCCACAAGCCUGAGUUUCCAGAUACAGACAUGAUGGAAGUCCUCAUCUGA
Messenger RNA from Egretta garzetta (little egret), 2100 nucleotides. It is a transcript of the gene AMOTL1, whose product is annotated as angiomotin like 1. Gene Ontology annotation, biological process: hippo signaling; regulation of cell migration; establishment of cell polarity involved in ameboidal cell migration. The record is from RefSeq and is a predicted model, not a curated record. Gene Ontology annotation, cellular component: cytoplasmic vesicle; plasma membrane; bicellular tight junction. The coding region runs from base 1 to 2100 and encodes 699 amino acids. NCBI's taxonomy places the organism in Eukaryota, Metazoa, Chordata, Aves, Pelecaniformes, Ardeidae. The transcript is spliced from 14 exons.